GAAGACAGCCUACCCACAUGCACGCGUUGGCCGGGCACGGAGCACGGUCCUGUCCGCCGCUAUAAAUUCUUGGUAGCCGAUUCCGUCCAGCAACAACACAGCCGCGAUCAAGCUAGAGCUAGCUUCUCCUGAUUAGCCAAAGAGGCGAGUUUGACACAGCUGAAGCUUCUGGUGAUCAUGGCGUCGAGGGCUCUGAUGAUGGCGCUGCUGCUCGCGGCGGUGGCCGUGGGGUGCGCCCGGGCGCAGCUGCAGGAGAAGUUCUACAGCGAGACUUGCCCCAGCGUGGAGGAAGUCGUCAGGAAGGAGAUGGUGAGGGCUCUCUCCGUGGCGCCCAGCCUCGCCGGGCCUUUGCUCAGGAUGCAUUUCCAUGACUGCUUCGUCAGGGGUUGCGACGGGUCGGUUCUGCUGGACUCGGCGAACAAGACGGCGGAGAAGGACGCGUUGCCCAACCAGACGCUGCGCGGGUUCGGCUUCGUCGAGCGGGUGAAGGCCGCCGUGGAGAAGGCCUGCCCCGACACCGUCUCCUGCGCCGACGUGCUCGCCCUCAUGGCCAGGGACGCGGUCUGGCUGAGCAAGGGGCCAUUCUGGGAAGUUCCUCUGGGCCGGAGAGACGGCAGCGUGUCCAUCUCCAACGAGACCGACCAGCUGCCACCCCCGACCGCCAACUUCACCGUGCUGACCCAGCUCUUCGCCGCCAAGAACCUCGACAUCAAGGACCUCGUGGUCCUCUCCGCCGGGCACACCAUCGGGACAUCCCAUUGCUUCUCCUUCUCCGACCGCCUCUUCAACUUCACCGGCAGGGUCAACCCGCAAGACGUCGACCCGACGCUGGACUCGGAGUACAUGGCCAAGCUCAAGGGCAAGUGCGCCAGCCUCAACGACAACACGACGCUGGUGGAGAUGGACCCCGGGAGCUUCAAGACCUUCGACCUGGACUACUUCACCAUCGUGGCCAAGCGGAGGGGGCUCUUCCACUCCGACGGCGCCCUGCUCACCAACGCCUUCACCCGCGCCUACGUGCAGCGCCAUGCUGGCGGCGCCUUCAAGGAGGAGUUCUUCGCCGACUUCGCCGCCUCCAUGAUCAAGAUGGGCAACGCCGACGUGCUCACCGGCAGCCAGGGCGAGAUCAGGAAGAAGUGCUCCGUGCCUAAUCAGUAACUGAGGUAGAAAAGGGCCCGUUCACAGUAUGAUCGACUACGGGUUUGACGAUGAUUUUUCUGUUUGUGACCAUCUUUUUCCGUGUAGAUUAUGUCCUUUCUCCCCGCCGAUUUUCUGUUUAUUAAUUGAUUAUUUUGUUACAUCCGUGCAUGUAAAGUUUGCUACAACAACUCACGAUCAUAAUAAACUUUGUUUUUUCAUGUUGCGAA
Molecule: messenger RNA, 1367 nt
Organism: Brachypodium distachyon (stiff brome)
Lineage: Eukaryota; Viridiplantae; Streptophyta; Magnoliopsida; Poales; Poaceae
Product: peroxidase 1
Exons: 3
Coding region: 178-1158 (326 amino acids)
Biological process (GO): response to oxidative stress; hydrogen peroxide catabolic process
Cellular component (GO): plant-type cell wall; plasmodesma
Molecular function (GO): heme binding; peroxidase activity
Source: RefSeq, a predicted model, not a curated record